AUGUUUACCAUAGGCGAGAUAGUUCGCUACGGUCCAAAUCGCUACUCCUUCUCCUCACCAGGCGCCCAAAAGACCAUCUACGGUCAUGGCGCCAAAUUCCCAAAAUCCUCGUGGUACGCGACGUGGCAGAACCCACAUCCUGACCAAUGGUCUCUCUUUGCCGACCAGUCUAUACCACGACACAGCGAAAACCGGCGCCAAUACCAAAGCGCAUACACCAUGUCCUCGCUUGUCAACUACGAGUCAUAUGUUGAUGAGUGUGCGGACCUAUUCAGCCAGCGCCUCCAAGAGGUAGCGAGUGCGGGCGCGUAUGCCGAUAUGGGACAUUGGCUUCAGUGUUACGCCUUUGAUGUUAUUGGAAUGAUAACUUUCUCCAAGCGACUGGGCUUCUUGGACAAGGGUGAGGAUAUCCGUGGCAUCCUUGUGGCUCUCGAGGAUCUCUUGUGGUAUGCCACUCUUACAGGCACCUACUCCUGGCUGCACAAAUACCUAGCUCCGAUUAGGAACUUUCUGGCUGGGCCAAAAGGAACAGGAAGAGCGUAUGUGAUGAAAUUCACACAGGAAUGUAUUAUGGAGCAUCAGCAGGAACAUGCCAAGGGUAUACCCGUCGACGGUGCUGAAGAAGGAAAAGGAACAAGCAUGGACUUUUUGACCAAGUUCUUCAAGAAGAAUGCGGAUGAUCCAAAGUCGUUCUCCAUGUACCACCUCACAGUGGGCUGCGUAUCAAACAUGACCGCUGGUUCAGAUACUACAGCCAUCAGUCUCUCUGCAAUCCUGUACUACAUGCUCAAGAACCCACAGACCUUUGAGACACUGCGUCAAGAGAUCGACGAGCGGCAACGCGAGGGAAAGAUUGGCCAUUACAUCACGUUCAAGGAAAGCCAGGAUAUGCCCUAUCUUCAGGCCGUUAUGAAGGAAGCGCUGCGGAUGCAUCCCGCCACGGGCCUACCACUUGAGCGCGUAGUACCCGCUGGAGGAGCAAGCAUAUGUGAUCGAUUCUUUCCCGAGGGCACAAUCGUCGGAACCAACUCCUGGGUCGCCCAUCGCGACACGUCAGUUUUCGGUCCUGACGCACACAUGUUCAGGCCUGAGCGCUGGCUCAGCUCCGACAAAGAGAAGCUUAGUCUCAUGGAGCGAAAUUGGAUGCCGUUAGAAAUGUCCAAGCUAAUACCCAUGCUGGUGCGCGACUUUGACUUUUCUCUCGCCCCCCACCUGCAGGCUGCGGACUGGGAAACGACGAAUUACUGGUUUGUUAAACCGAGGGAUUUCCAAGUCAAGGUCAUGGUACGACAACAGGGACGCUGA
This is a messenger RNA of Alternaria atra, 1305 nucleotides long. RefSeq lists its product as uncharacterized. Gene Ontology annotation, molecular function: iron ion binding; oxidoreductase activity, acting on paired donors, with incorporation or reduction of molecular oxygen; monooxygenase activity. Bases 1 to 1305 code for a protein of 434 amino acids. Lineage: Eukaryota; Fungi; Ascomycota; Dothideomycetes; Pleosporales; Pleosporaceae. The record is from RefSeq and is a predicted model, not a curated record. The transcript is spliced from 3 exons.